UGAACUGUGCAAAACGUGUUCAAAUACAUACUUGGCAAAAAUGUUAAAUUCGAAAAUAUUGCAAAUAUUUGUGAGUUAAAUAAAAUGAACUUCCAAGGCACUUGUGCCAGACUAAAUUAGUGGCCGAGCUAUGGCUGAGUGCGCUAGUGGGAUUUUAGCGAGCUAAUUGCUUUCCGCUUUCGGCUAUCCUUUGGCUUCUUGACUUCUCGCUCAUCUACUAUUCACUCCAUUGCGCUAAAGUGGACAAGUUGAAGGCCCGAAAUUUAAAAAAAUACUAUUUAAUAAAUUUAUAAUCACUUUCUGGUGAUUUCGAAUAGUUUUAGAAAAAUAAAUAAAACAUUUUUUAAAUAAAGUGCGCUUCACUUAGACAAUAACGCUUGCCACCAGCGGUUGGUCGCAACAGUUUCGUUUCGUAUAAAAAAUUCUCGACAGUGGCACGUGCCGGAUGUGCGAAUGAAAACGUGAUAACAACAACACGAACAACCAGCUUACUUCGCUAGUGAAAAUUAAGUAAAAAAUAUCAAAUGGGAGCCAAAACUUGAAAGCGAAAUAGCGCCAACGGAAUUGUAAUUGUAAAAUCGUGAUUGCACCUGAAUCAGGGCAGAGCUGAGUGAAAUUUUUGGCUCGGCGCGUUGUCUGUCAUUAUUAGAUCCGCUCAAGUGCAAACGUGCAGAUGUAGAGGCGCAUAAAUUUUAAUUAAAGCCCCAAACGCAUUCCCUAAGAGCAGCUUGCGCUUUCCGCGCCUCAGCCAACGGUUUCCGCCAUCAAAUCGGCAUCAUCAUCAGCAAUAUCCGCUGCGAUAGCGGAACAGUGGAUUCGAGAAGACAGUGAAAUUACCUCUGCCAUAAGUUGUGAAAUAUUUCAUACUCGUUAAGCUGAAAUGGCAUAAUCGUAUGCGUGGCGUACAAAUAAUUGCAGCUAACAGAAGGCGAAUUAAUUAGAUCGAAUCUUAAGCUCCUAAAAGUAAAAACAAAUCCAAAAAAACACACACGCUGUAAUACGAAGGUUCGGUAGUGAUUUAUAUGAAAAUAUUCUAAAGAAAUAAAUACCCAAUUAGCAGCACUAAAACGCUUAAACGCAUUAAAAUUUAGGAAUAAAAUUUAAUUAAAAUUAAUUAUAGAGUGAAAGUGAAAAUUUGUAUCGAAAUUUAAUGAAAGCCAACGUAAAAUUUUAAUUAUAAGCAAAUGAAAAUGUAUGCAUUUUAAUUAAAUUCACUAAUGCGUUUCGAAGUUGAAAUUCUCAUAAGAUAGUCAAAAUGUUCAAUUGUGACGAGCGACGACGAGUUCAACGUCAAAGUGCCCAACAGCCUUUGUUAAGUGAACUGCAGUUCAACGAAGCGUGUUGUUGUCGGUCGCUUAGCUGCAUCCGAGAAUAACGUACGGUGGAACAUUCCGCCCACAUAGCCACACAACCGGCCAUACACUCACACACACACGGCCAAUGCACACAUGCAACUGAGCAGCAAAAACAAAUGCGUUCGUUUUUCUCUUCAAGCGAGUGAGUUGCUGCCAUUGAGAAGCAGACAAGCGAAAGCGGCAAAAAGAGGCACCAACAGCCGAAGCAACAGUUAAAGCCACAACGCGCCUAAAAGCCGGCAACACUACAAAGUUUAUUGGCAUAAAAAAUCAAAACAGCAGAAAAACCACAAACACCAUUAAGCAGAGUAAACGGCGAGGAAAAGAGAGCUAACGAGUGCGGAACCAAAGUGGUAAACAGUUGUGAAAAACAAAAAGGACAAACACCUUACAGCAGGGCAAGUAAGCAGCAGAAAAGGAAGAAGAAGAAGAAGAGUGAAGUACGGAGAGAAUACAAGCAAAAGGCAGGCAAUUGAGAAAAACAGACGAAAACACUCAAAGAGACGUUUAAGUGCAAUAACAACGACGCCAACAACAAACACUUGAACGAUAACAAAACUGUAGCGGAACAACUGCAACAUCAACAACACAACCAACAGCCAUAUCGCCCACAAAAACAUCAAUAAUAACAGGGACCAACAAAAAAGAGGCGCCGACAAGCAAUCCAAAAAACUGCAGCGGAAAAGCGGGGCCAAGGAACGGCUGAUCGAAGUGAGGGAAAAAGUGGCGCUAGAAAAACAUAAAAAACAAACUUUCAUGCCAACUUCAGAAUUUUUGCUUACAAAUAUCACUCUACAUCUAUCCACUAAAAAAGGACAAACACAACUUUAAGUGGAGCUUGUGAGCGCAAGGCGUAAUAAAGGAAACCAGCGCAAAAAGUUUGAUUCCUUAGUGUUUGAGUGCUACAAGUGCUGCCAACAGAGCACCACCUCCACAUGCUUCCGUAAUAGUGAAGAAAAAUUGAGUAAAAGAUUUAAAAACCAUAAGAGGCAACGACCAACUGCCAGCUGCCGUUGUGACUGUGAAGGGUCAACGACUGCAGAUAAAAAAAAUUUCGACAAGCACAAAAAUAGAUAAUCAUUCGGCGGCUGAAAUAGCAGUACUCAAGAAUGUACCCACUAAUGUUGUAAUAGUGACUGCUACAGAUGUGAAUGAUGCACUAUGAAGCAACGAAAAAUUGUAAAGCACAGCGGUUGCACUACAUCUGAAUACAAUUCGCGCGCGCACUGCUCCGCUCAACAAGCAUCGGCAUCAUCAAUUGAACUCUUACUACGUCGCCACUCGGUAUUCUACACAACUCUUUCUAUGGUGAAACAUUAACUUAUCUUAAAAAAACGCUUUGAAAGUUAACAUACCAAAUCACAAAGCAGACUAAAUAGAAUUAUUGCAAAAUAUGACAGGUGUAAGUGUGUGUCGGGUCGUAUACGUAAAAUUAGAGAAUUAAGCUUUUGAAGAUUCGAAAUCUAACAAGGUGGCAUUUCCACAAGAAUUUAACGUGAUUUCACCAACGAGAAACGCAUUUAGCUUCCUUUGCCACUCUCAUCCAUAAUCUGGGCGUAGCGCCACUGUGAACAAUCAUUCAUAACAAACUACGUAAAAUCACAAACGAUUUCCAAUUAAAUUUAAUUACAUUGUGCAAAUUGAAUUCGGUGUGCAGCAAAUGCAUUUGGUUGUGGUAAUAAUGAGUUUCCUAAAAGCGAGUAGCCACCACGCCGCAGCUUCCACUCUAACUGUUGUCACGUGGUUGACGCUAGGAUUUGGAUUAUUAAUCUCAUUGCCAGUUUGCACAGCUGGCCCGCAUGAGAAACGCCUACUGCACGCCCUGCUCGACAACUACAACAGUUUGGAGCGCCCCGUUGUGAAUGAAUCCGAUCCACUACAGCUGAGCUUUGGGCUGACGCUAAUGCAAAUCAUUGAUGUGGACGAGAAGAAUCAAUUGCUAAUAACAAACAUUUGGCUCAAAUUGGAAUGGAAUGACAUGAAUUUGCGUUGGAACUCAAGCGAAUAUGGUGGCGUCCGAGAUCUACGAAUUCCGCCACACAGACUGUGGAAACCGGAUGUGCUCAUGUACAACAGCGCCGAUGAGGGGUUCGAUGGCACCUACGCCACCAAUGUUGUGGUCCGUAACAAUGGUUCGUGUCUCUAUGUGCCGCCCGGUAUUUUCAAAUCCACCUGCAAAAUCGACAUCACAUGGUUUCCGUUCGAUGAUCAACGCUGUGAGAUGAAGUUCGGUUCAUGGACAUAUGAUGGCUUUCAGUUGGAUUUGCAGCUGCAAGACGAAGCCGGCGGUGACAUUUCAAGUUUCAUAACGAACGGCGAAUGGGACCUACUAGGUGUACCCGGUAAACGAAAUGAAAUCUACUAUAAUUGCUGCCCAGAACCUUAUAUUGACAUAACGUUCGCCAUUUUAAUACGACGGAAAACUUUGUACUAUUUUUUUAACCUUAUUGUGCCGUGCGUGCUGAUAGCUUCAAUGGCACUGCUAGGGUUCACACUGCCCCCCGAUUCUGGUGAGAAGCUCUCGCUAGGAGUUACAAUUCUACUAUCGCUAACAGUCUUCCUCAAUAUGGUGGCCGAAACGAUGCCAGCGACCUCAGAUGCAGUGCCGCUCCUAGGAACUUAUUUCAAUUGCAUUAUGUUUAUGGUGGCCUCAUCAGUUGUGUCAACCAUACUUAUCCUCAAUUAUCAUCAUAGAAAUCCAGAUACGCAUGAAAUGAGUGAAUGGAUAAGAGUAAUAUUCCUUUAUUGGUUACCUUGCAUAUUGCGGAUGCAAAGGCCGGGACAAGUCGGAUACGAAUGCCCACCGCCGCCAUCGUCAUCGAGCUCGUCUAAUGCCGGCGAUAAGAAGCAUCAACUGCAGAAUGUCGAACUGAAAGAAAGAUCAUCAAAGUCAUUACUCGCCAAUGUGCUGGAUAUUGAUGAUGACUUUCGCUGCAAUCAUCGCUGUGCCAGUGCCACAUUGCCACACCAGCCAACCUAUUAUCGUGCCAUGUACAGGCAAGGCGAUGACGGCAGCGUCGGCCCGGUGGGUCCUGUCGGUCCUGUUGGCCCGGUCGGUGAUGCGCGAAUGCACGAGGCCAUGUCGCACACCUGCCUCAGCUCAUCGGCGGAAUAUGAAUUGGCGCUCAUCCUCAAAGAGCUGCGAUGGAUCACAGAUCAGUUAAAGAAGGAGGAUGAAACGGGCGAUAUCACACGUGAUUGGAAAUUUGCAGCGAUGGUAGUCGAUCGCUUGUGCCUUAUAAUUUUCACGCUUUUCACAAUAAUUGCCACUUUGGCGGUACUUUUCUCCGCACCACAUUUCAUUACAGUUGUAGCUUCGACUUAUGCUUAA
Molecule: messenger RNA, 4686 nt
Organism: Anastrepha ludens (Mexican fruit fly)
Lineage: Eukaryota; Metazoa; Arthropoda; Insecta; Diptera; Tephritidae
Gene: nAChRalpha7
Product: neuronal acetylcholine receptor subunit alpha-7
Exons: 15
Coding region: 3016-4686 (556 amino acids)
Biological process (GO): nervous system process; monoatomic ion transmembrane transport; chemical synaptic transmission
Cellular component (GO): neuron projection; postsynaptic membrane; synapse
Molecular function (GO): transmembrane signaling receptor activity; acetylcholine-gated monoatomic cation-selective channel activity
Source: RefSeq, a predicted model, not a curated record